Molecule: messenger RNA, 2679 nt
Organism: Coccinella septempunctata (seven-spotted ladybird)
Lineage: Eukaryota; Metazoa; Arthropoda; Insecta; Coleoptera; Coccinellidae
Gene: Evi5
Product: ecotropic viral integration site 5 ortholog
Exons: 13
Coding region: 98-2563 (821 amino acids)
Source: RefSeq, a predicted model, not a curated record
CCAUCCCGGUCGCGAUCGCGGGCUGGAUACCGUUCUCUUCGCACGGUACGCCUUGAUAAGGGCGGAACGAGGACGAUCCAGGAUUCGGGGUUAUGUGAUGUUGUUUGUUGCGAUUUUCGGCAGGAAGAAUGGUUGGGGAUUGAAAAGGAUUAGAAACGGAGGGUCACUCAGCUGCCUGGUGGCCGAACCAUCCGAUGGGGCAAUCUACAGCAAACGCCUCGAUGUCGGCAACGCCAUGAGAUUGGAUACUGGUUCGGUCUGCAACAACAGCCCUCAGAAAGAGAACAACAACUCAGUGGACGUCAGUGGCCCAGAGCUGGAGCUCCUCGCCAAACUGGAGGAGGCAAACCGUAUCAUCGAGUCGGACGCCAAGUCGCUCAACUCGCUGAGCGGCGCCUCCGGCCAAUCGGGACAUUCCAGGAAGAGUUCCGACACUUCGCAGAUUUCCCUCACUUCAGGUACAAGUUCAACUCAAGAUCGAUCAGAAGAUGGAGGUGGAGAGGAAGAUCUCUGGACCAUGUGGGGUAGAAUUGUGAACGAUUGGGAAAACAACUGGAGGAAGCAUAAUGGUCAAGUGAGGGAACUGGUCAGGAGGGGGAUCCCAAAACAUUUCAGAGCCAUUGUGUGGCAGCUUUUGUGUUCUGCCACGGAAGCCCCCGAAAAGAAGUUAUACGCCGAAUAUAUAAAGACUAAAUCUCCAUGUGAAAAAGUUAUAAGGAGAGAUAUAGCACGUACAUAUCCGGAACACGAUUUCUUCAAGGAAAAAGAUGGCCUAGGGCAAGAGUCUCUUUUCAAUGUUAUAAAAGCAUAUUCCUUACAUGAUCGCGAGGUUGGAUAUUGUCAAGGGUCAGGUUUCAUUGUUGGACUCCUACUUAUGCAGAUGCCGGAAGAAGAAGCUUUCGCUGUGCUAGUAAAACUAAUGCAGGACUACAAAAUGCGCGAUAUGUUCAAGCCCAGCAUGGCUGAACUCGGUGUUUGCAUGUUCCAACUAGAAAAUUUGGUUGGCGAACAACUGCCCGACUUGAAUCAACAUUUUCAGUCCCAGAAUUUCCAUACAUCGAUGUACGCUUCGGGUUGGUUCCUAACCUUAUUCACAACAACCCUGACACUGCCGUUAGCCUGUAGAAUAAUGGACGUGUUCUUGUCGGAAGGGAUGGAAAUUAUUUUCAAAAUGGCCUUGGCCAUGUUAACCUUAGGAAAAGACGAUUUGAUGUCUUUGGAUAUGGAGGGAAUGCUUAAGUUCUUCCAAAAAGAAUUGCCUCAGAGAGCAGAGGCUGAUCCAGACAAUUUGAUGACUUUAGCUUACAGCAUGAAAUACAACGCAAAAAAGAUGAAGAAAUUGGAGAAGGAAUACAUUGUAAUCAAAACAAAAGAACAAGAAGAAAUGACAGAACUGAAGAAACUUCGAACGGAGAAUAAACAAUUGAGACAUCGAUGCGAGAUGUUGGAGGAAGAAAGCAAGGCUUUGGCAGAUCGGCUGGUUAGAGGACAAGUGAGUCGAGCCGAAGAAGAAGAAACAACCUUCUGUGUUCAAAGAGAAUUGGAUGCUCUGAGGCACACGCAUUUAGAAACCACCCACCAGUUGUGUUUGGCUAAUGAGAAAAUUCGAUCUUUGUCACUCAUGAUGGAAGAAACGCACACUUCAAGGCAAUCUUCAAUAGAAGAGAUAUCCAUGAAACAAGAACAGUUACAACAGAGAGAAGAAAUGAUCGAAUGUCUACAGGAAGAACUUGUCAAAGUUAGACUGAGAGAAGCUGAAAAUGAUGCUCUCAUCAGGGAACUCAGGAGUAAGAUACACGAGCUAGAGGAAGACAAAAAAACUCUCAGGGAGACCGCUCCGGAUAAUAGCGUGGCUCAUCUUCAGGAAGAAUUGAUUGCGGUCAAGCUGAGGGAAGCUGAGGCGAAUUUGUCCUUGAAGGAUCUCAGGCAGAGAGUUAGUGAGCUGAGCGCACAGUGGCAGAGACAUUUACAGGACCACCAGAAGGAACAGAAUCAAUCUGGCGAAAGCCACAGCACACCCAAAAAACUACUAUUCUGGGAAAAUCGUCACAAUGAAACUCAGAAAUUAGAAGAUGAACUCAUGACUACCAGAAUAAGAGAAAUGGAAACCCUAACGGAACUGAAAGAAUUGAGACUAAAGGUAAUGGAAUUAGAAACUCAAGUUCAAGUGAGCACAAAUCAACUAAGAAGACAGGAUGAACAAAUCAAGAAGCAGAGAGAACAGCUGGAAGCAGCUGAGUUGAGAGAUCGAGAAGCGGCAGCUAGACUACUCGAGGAACAAAGAAGAUAUUCUGAUCUCGAGAGCAAAAUGAAAGAUGAACUCAUGAACGCUAGAAUUAGUGACGCGGAAAAGACGCAGGCAGUUGCGGAAUUGACUCAACAGAUUAGUGAAUUGGAGCUGAAGAGUCAAGAAAUCGCAACGGAAGGUGAGCUCAGGAUACAUUCGGUCGAUGAGAGUGAACGUGUACGAGAACUUCAGGACAAAGUGGCAGAUCUACAGGCGGAGUUUCCUACGCCAAUAACCAGCCCGGACACAGAACCCUGGAGAUGGGUCGAGUCAUGAGAUUGGAGGCCUUCAAAAAACGAUGGAUAGGCAACGGUAAUCAAUGUCUACAGUCAAGGUCAUCGUCGGUAGACAGUACAGAUGAUGAUAUCAAAUUUCGCCUUGACGACCCUUCA